Messenger RNA from Pyrus x bretschneideri (Chinese white pear), 1161 nucleotides. RefSeq names its product tapetal oleosin GRP-17-like. Bases 111 to 938 code for a protein of 275 amino acids. The record is from RefSeq and is a predicted model, not a curated record. NCBI's taxonomy places the organism in Eukaryota, Viridiplantae, Streptophyta, Magnoliopsida, Rosales, Rosaceae. The transcript has a single exon.
AAGGGUGAGACGAAUCUAGCUUCAGUUGGCAAAGCAAUAAAUACGCGUUUUACUUAAGCCCAUGUGUCCAAUCUCGCCCCCUUUCUCCUAAAACCCUAGAAUUCCCAACCAUGAAAACGGUAUCGGGGAUCGUCCUCUCGUCGAAGCCAAUCUCUCUCUCCAAAGCGACCUCCACUCUCUCCUCCUUCGUCUCCAGCGACACCGGCGCGUCGCAAGAGUUCAGCGUCUACCUCCGACGCACCUUGGCAUCGUUCAAGGAGCUGAAGCAGCUACACAAGGAGCUCAAAUCGCCAAGAUCGGAAAGGAAGCGGUCGCGGCGGCACAGGUCGGAGACCGAAAACGACGACGCAGAGACCGUCGGAGAGAAUCCGGCGCAGAGUACCGGUGUGAGUGAGGUGAGUCAUGGGCUUGAGUCCAAGCCGGAAACGCAGCGACAGGUAGUGGAUGCCCAGGUGAAGAAGAAGGAGAGGAAGAAGGGUGAAGUUCGUAAAUUUGGGGAAGAUGGAGGUGGAAUUUCAGAGAGGGGAGGGGAGGGUGGUGAAAAGAAAGAGACAGCUGAUUCAGUAGAGGUGCUUAGGACGAAGAAGAAGAAGAAGAAGAGGGACAAUGUAGGUAAUUCUAAUGAAGAUGGGGAUCGAAUUGAGAAGGGAGAUGGCGGGGUCAAAAUUGCAGAGAGGGUGAAUGGCGGUGUUGAAAAGAGAGAGCCGGCUGAUUCAGUUGACACACAAAAUAAGAAGAAGAAAAAGAGGGACAAUGUUAGCAAUUCCGGUGAAAACGGGGGUCAAAUGAAGAAAGGAGAUGGCGGGGCUAAAACAAGGAGCGAAGAGGUAAAGAAGGAAGAGAGUAAGAAGAGGAAGAGUGGGGUGUUAGAAGAUGGAGGCUCUGGUGCUUUAGGAGGAGAGCAAGGGGAUAAGAAAAAGAAGAGGAGGAAAAGUUGAGAACACUACGACACAAUUGUUCGUAGUUGUCGGUUUUGAGUUUUCUGGGAUUCGGUGGAGAUUUGAAUUCCAUGAGGUCUGCUGCUCAGCACCUUCAGGGUAAUUUGUGGGGAUACUAUUUUCUAUGUAAUGCUAAUUACUAAGCUGAGCUGUAGUUUGUUUUUGGUGAUAUUAUUGAUUGCAACGGAAAUAUGGUUAAUGCCAUAUCGAUUUUGGUUCUUAA